Molecule: messenger RNA, 1856 nt
Organism: Castor canadensis (American beaver)
Lineage: Eukaryota; Metazoa; Chordata; Mammalia; Rodentia; Castoridae
Source: RefSeq, a predicted model, not a curated record
GGUCCGCCCCGCCCUCACAACGCGCGGCCGAGGCUCUGCUUUGCGCCUGCGCUGUUGGGAGGCGUUUUCUACGCUUCCAGGCCGCGUCCAGGCCGCAGAGCUAAGGGUGAAUUUCAUCCAUCUCCGCAAUGUGGAACCCACGGCAACGCCGACUCAAGCCGCUGGCCUGCGGGAUGGAGGAGCUGCGGCGCCGCCGGCGGGAGCGGGAAGCUGCACUGCGGAAGGCGCGGAGAGAGCAGCAGCUGGUCAGCAAGAGGCUGCUGAGAGAAGACGCCCAGGAGGAAAUCGGAGGCGAGGCUGCGGCCACGACUCUUGGGGAAGCGGAGGUCCAGCAGCUCCUGAGGUUAGCCCAGUGGGGGACAGAUGAAAAGGAGAGAGAAAAGGCUCUGGUCAGCCUCCGUCAUGGCUUGCAGCACCCUGAGACACAGCAAACCUUCAUCCGGCUGGAGAGCAGCAUGCGGACCCUUGUUGGGCUCCUGACCAGCAACCGGGCUCUGUUGCAGCUUGAGGCCGCUCGGUGCCUGCAUGAGCUCUCUCAUUCUGAGCAGUCUACGGUGGCUGAAGCCUGUCUGCCAGCUACUUCCUACCUCCUCACCUACCUCUCCGGUCACAGCUCAGACUUUAUAGAGCUGUGUCUGUAUACACUGGGGAACCUCAUCGUGGAGAGUGAGGCUGUGAGAAGGCAACUCCUGCCACAGGGUAUCAUUCCAGCCUUGGCUGCCUGCAUCCAGUCCCCCCAUGCAGCAGUGCUAGAAGCUCUUGGGUAUGCCUUAUCUCAGCUUCUGCAGGCUAAGGAAGCUCCAGAGAAGAUCAUUAUCUCUAUCCUGGACUCCACUCUCCCGAAGCACAUGCUGCGAUUGAUGCUACCUGGCCCAAAGUUGAGCCCUGGGGUGGCUGUGGAGUUUGCUUGGUGCCUUCACUACAUCAUCUGCAGCCAGGUCAAUAAUGCCCUGCUUAUCACUCAUGGUGCUCUGUCUACUCUGGGGCUGCUGCUGUUGGACCUGGCUGGGGCUGUCCAGAGAACGGAGGAUGCAGGACUGGAGCUGCUCAUAUGCCCUGUGAUUCGGUGUCUAAGUAACCUGCUAACAGACGUGCCAGUGGAGGCUGUGGGAGGGCAAAUGGAGCUCAUAGAUGAGCGUGUUAUGGCAGCCUUAUUUAUCCUUCUUCAGUUCUUUCUUCAGAAACAGCCCAGCUUGCUUCCUGAGGGCCUGUGGCUCCUCAACAACCUCACUGCAAACAGUCCUACUUUUUGUACUUCCUUGCUCUCUCUGGAUCUGAUUGAGCCCCUCUUGCAGCUGGUGCCACUAUCUAAUGUGGUGAGCGUACUGGUUCUUACAGUUCUGUGCAACGUUGCAGAAAAGGGUCCAGCUUACUGCCAGCACCUGUGGCCAGGGCCCCUGCUUCCCUGCUUGCUGAACACAUUGGCUCUUUCUGACACUGAAGUAGUAGGUCAGAGUUUGGAGCUGCUGCAGUUGCUGUUCCUCUAUCAGCCAGAGGUAGGUUUCCGGACCUGGUCCCCAAUCUCUCCUGCUCAGAAGCCUCUGGUCUCACCAUGGCUCCUUUCCAGUCUGAACUGUAUUUGCUUUCUGGGCUGGGCUAGCCUGUGGUGGCUGCUCAGAACUUUCACCAUCCUGUUGGGAAUGUACCCACUCCGAGAAGUAGGCUAACCCAGGUCACUGUGGGAAUUGAGUCUUAGGGCAUAGGGACCCACGUGUUGAAUCCUUUUCUUCUUUGACCUCAGGCUGCCCAGGACUUCCUGCAGCAGUCAGGGCUACAGGCCUUGGAAAGGCAUCAGGAGGAGGCCCAGCUUCAAGAUCGGGUGCAUGCUCUCUGGCAGACAGCUCUUCAUGGGUGAC